Danio rerio (zebrafish) is the source of this 2929-nucleotide messenger RNA. The record is from RefSeq and is a predicted model, not a curated record. Lineage: Eukaryota; Metazoa; Chordata; Actinopteri; Cypriniformes; Danionidae.
GUAUCGUUUGUCCUUCUGCUUACACCGUAGUUGUCAAUGUGGCUGUGCUGCUAUCAUGAUGUGUACACUUCACAUCAAAAUACAAGUUAGUAAAAAGAAAGAUUAAUUAUGGGAGAUGAGCAUCCAGUCCAGGCUAACAACACAAGCAGCUCCCGCUGUACUUUCUUCAAAGACGAAUAUCAAUGUGAUGUGAUUCUUACAGUGAAAAGAGCAACAGGGACAUUUUCAAUUCUGGCAUGUUUCUUCAUGCUCUGUUUGAUAUGGCUGCUGCGCCGAAACAACUCUCUAGCUCAGAAAAUGGUGAUCAACCUGACAGUAGCUGCAUUGUUUGACAGUGUUGCUUAUGUUAUGGGAGAGUCUCAUCCAGAAGGAUCGCUGUGUAAUUUUCAAGCCUGGUGGCUGACGUAUUUUGACUGGACUGCACUGGUUUGGGUUUGUCUUAUUACUUUCAAUCUCUACCUGAACCUAGUAAGAGAAAUCAGGACAGAACAUUAUAGAAUACGGUAUCAUGUGGUGGCAUGGGGUGUUCCUGUGAUCAUGUCCACCAUCCCCCUGAUGGCUGGAUACUACGGUCCUGCAGGAGCCUGGUGUUGGAUCACAGAUGAUCAUGUUGGGUGGAGAUUUGGCAUAUGGUACAUCCCAUUAUUCAGCCUGAUUAUCGUCAUGAUCUGCUGUUAUGCUCGAAUCAUCUGCGUGGCCAACGAGAGGAUGCGUUCGUGGUUGGGCACCUUUAAUCCGGAAAGGGAGAGAAGGAAGAUCUCCUUAGCUGAAGAGACCAGACCGCUGAAGUGGUAUCCCUCUGUCUAUCUGCUUGUCUCUAUCUUCCCUCUUAUAAAUCGACUUCAUAAUGCUGCUUACCCAAAGGAUCCAGUGUUUUCUCUGACGUUACUGCAUGUGCUUAGUGCACCGUUGCAUGGGCUUGCGAAUGCUCUCGUCUUCGGUAAAGACACCUGGAGUCAAAUGAGUGUAACAGGAAUAAAGAUGGCGAUUCAGUCUCGGUUGUGUGACAGCACAAGGAUUGAAGAGUACCAUGCUGUAAAUGUAAGAUACACACAUGAGCUCGAUGCGAACUCCGAUUCAGACGAGGAAGACGGCAAUGUCCUCUUCUACAGUCCGGAUAUGGCCUUAAAAGACAGGGCAUCAUGGGAGAAUGUUUAGAGAAGUGGCUUAUUUGUGCAUAUUUUCACACACUCCACCUUUGAAGAAUUUCAUUCAGUGUUUGUUUAUCAAGCUUUUGUAUUGACACUUUUUACUAUAGUUGGAAAACAGAAAAAAGUUGUUGAUUAAAAAGACUUUUUUUGCCUUUAAUGACGGGUAGCAUCAUAGCAUUUGUACUGUAUUAAUGAGGCAAAGCAAUUUAAGCUGUUUACUGCCUUAACGUGUUCCGUUGUGUAUAAAAUCGAAUCAAAGACUGCUUUUUCUAUUUCAUUCAGCUGAAUAUCUCAGACUUAGGAUAUGCUUUGAGAACAAUGAGCAUGUUUUAUUAUCAUAUUUAUGAAAAUGUAUGCUAUAUUUUUGUAUUGUUUGCAACAAAGUUUAUAUAUAAAUCUAUUAACAUUUAUACUGUGUUUGUGUCAUGUUGUAUAAUAGAAUGAGGUAUUGACUUCAGUUAAUCAGCUAAUUAACAUUAAGUAAAUUAGAUAUAAUCCUCUUAGAUGUUAAAUCAGGAUGAUUUACGAGAAAGCCUGAGUAAGAACUGCUUUACAAAAGGGUUGUGAAAGCUUCUCGAAAUAAACCAGUGACAUAAACUUACAUUGUCUGUGUUGUGUAAAUUAGAAUUACGAAACCGCUGUAUGCAAUGCUGACACCGAGUGGACAGAUGUGUGAAUAAUUUGUCAGGAGAGAAUGUUUUAUACUUCUUUAGUUUUAUUUUAUACAAACCAUGUAUUUACGAAAGAGUAUUCAACUGAUAAAGUGUUCAACUGAGUGAAACUAGUACAAAAAGUAAAGUAUAUCACGUUGAUGUCCUUUCCUGAUUAGCUUUGUUAUGUCGUCGUGUCAGCUGGCACGUUUAAUGCCGAUUGGUCAACAGCUCAUCAUAACUGACGAUCAACCAAUCCGUGAGAAGUGCGUUGUAAUGAUGAGAAACGCAACAAUGACGAUACGUAACAGAUUUUCAUAACAGCCGCUGGGCACGCAUAUACUUGAAGAGGCAGGGCGCUUCCGCAACAGCAACAACCCCUGAACGCGUUUCAAGAAAAACUGCUGAGAAAGUAACGGAUACAGUAAAAAUUGUACUUUCUCUUCACCAUGGUAUGACUUUUGAUAAAAGCCAGUAUCUAUGUGGUGCGCAAGAUCAGCUCUGCCCUAAAAGAGGGGGAGCAGAAAGAAGAGCCUGUGCUCACACCAUGUAGUCUGGCUAAAGGUAAGAAGGAGCGCAAUGCAUCAGCUGCUGCAUUAAUGGAAGCUCCAGAGCCUGAAGGUGCUGCUGGGUCAUCUGCUCCGACAGAGACAGCUGUACAGAAAUGUGGUUCAUGAAGUUAAAGGUCACGCAGAAACAAAUCUGAGCACAAUAGUGGCCUCCCCACUAAAUAAACAGCAUCACUAGACAAUAGCAUAUAUUGUGUUUUAGAUGCUGGUGCUCCAACAAGACCAUCUAAGUUUGUUUUGUCUCAGAGAUUCUGCAGUAACAAUUAUAUGACAACAGACCAGAUUUUCUCUGCGUGACCUUUUAUUUUUUAUGUGCCGACUCUUAUUACUUUAUUCUUUUUUCAUCUUUUUUCCAUUAGCUGUAGUUUGUGAAGGUCUGGUCAUCAACCUCUGCCUCAGGGGCGGUUCAGAUCUGAUGUUUAUCUGCAGCUUUUGUGUUUAUACUCAUCAACUAACUGAUUGUACAAUGAGUAAAAACCAAUUGUUAAAUCUGACAUUAUUUAUAAGAUCAUGUUUGUUAUGGCAAAAAUAAAAAGGUGAAACUUUGGUUCUACUUUAA